Messenger RNA from Pungitius pungitius (ninespine stickleback), 5272 nucleotides. It is a transcript of the gene eps15, whose product is annotated as epidermal growth factor receptor pathway substrate 15. Gene Ontology annotation, cellular component: plasma membrane; cytoplasm. The record is from RefSeq and is a predicted model, not a curated record. The transcript has 25 exons. Bases 78 to 3461 code for a protein of 1127 amino acids. Gene Ontology annotation, molecular function: protein binding; calcium ion binding. NCBI's taxonomy places the organism in Eukaryota, Metazoa, Chordata, Actinopteri, Perciformes, Gasterosteidae. Gene Ontology annotation, biological process: endocytosis; endosomal transport.
AAUCGACUCCCGUCGCCGAGGAGGUCCAGCGCCGGGUUUUCCCAGCGGCCCUCCGUCGGUCCGUGUCUGGCAGCAGCAUGAAAGCGGUGGGAAACAGAAACGUUAUGGCUGCCGCUCUGACUCUCACUCAGCUUUCCAGUGGAAAUCCCAUAUAUGACAAAUACUAUCGACAGGUGGAUCCUACUGGCAGUGGGCGGGUGGUGGCAGCGGAUGCAGCUCUGUUCCUCAAGAGGUCUGGCUUGGCUGACCAGGUGCUGGGGAAGAUCUGGGAUUUGGCAGACUCUGAACGUAAAGGGGCUCUUAACAAGCAGCAAUUCUUCAUAGCAUUGCGGUUGGUGGCCUGUGCUCAAAAUGGCCUGGAGGUGGCGCUCAGGAGCCUUAAUGUGGCUGUUCCUCCCCCAAAAUUUAAUGAGACGAGCAGCCCGCAGUUAGCGGGAGUGGCGUCUGUUGACGCUCUCUGGGUUGUCAAGCCUGACGAGAAGAUAAAGUUUGACUCCAUCUUCGACAGCCUGGGUCCCGUAGGAGGGAUUCUAACCGGAGACAAGGUCAAGCCUGUUCUGCUCAACUCCAAGCUGCCAGUGGACGUCCUCGGCAGGGUGUGGGAGCUCAGUGACAUUGACAGAGACGGUAUGCUGGACAGAGAUGAAUUUUCUGUGGCCAUGUAUCUGGUGUACAGAGCCCUGGAGGGGGAGCAUGUUCCCAUGUCCCUACCCCCUCCCCUGGUUCCACCGUCCAAGAGGAAAAAACCCUCGCUGCCUCCCGCGAUGCCCCUGUUACCUUCGCCCCCCUCGGUCAAAGACAGCCGCUCCUCCCACGCCGGCUCUAAGAGUCUGCCCCACCCCCCUAAACCUGCCCCCGCCCCCGCUCCUGUCCCGACACCAGCAGCGGUCCCUGUGAGUACGGGACGCUCCUCGCCUCUGCAUGCAGUGCCUGAAAGCGCUUUUUGGGUGGUGUCGCCAGCAGACAAAACAAAGUAUGAUGAGCUAUUCGGCAAGACGGAUGGUGACAUGGACGGCCUCGUGUCUGGACCUGAAGUCAGAGACAUCUUCUUGAAAACCGGACUGCCGUCUGCCACACUUGCACGUAUCUGGGAGCUCUGUGACAUUGGAGACGUCGGGAAACUGACCCGAGAGCAGUUUGCACUGGCGCUUCAUCUGAUCAACCAGAGGCUGACUAAAGGCCUUGAACCUCCGCAGAGUCUCGCCCCAGAGAUGAUCCCACCGUCCGACAGACAGAGCGUCAAACAGAAGAACGCGGCACAACUGGCGGCCGACUUCUCAGCGAUCAAGGAGUUGGACUCUCUCAGUAACGAGAUUUUCGAACUACAAAAGGAGAAAAGCUCGGUGGAAGAGGAGAUCAAGGAGAAGGAGGAGGCCAUCAGACAGCGCAGCACCGAAGUGCAGGACUUGCAGGACGAGGUGGCGAAGGAGAGCGGGGAGCUGCAGCAGCUCCAAGCUCAGCGUCAAAAGGUCCAGGAUGCCUUAGAGGAGCUGGACCAACAAAAAGGCUCCCUGGAGGAGCAGCUGACCUUCAUCCGGCAGCAGACCAACCAAGAAACCCAUCUGAUUUCAUCGCUACAGUCGGAGCAUGAGGACCAGGAACAGAAGAUCAGUCAGUUUGAGGAGGAGCUGGUCCAGGCCCGAGAGGAGCUCCUCGCUCUGCAGGAGGAGAGCAGGAAGCUGCAGGAGAAGGUCCAGGCGGCUCAGGAGCAGCUCACGCCUCUGCAGGAGUCCGUCCGCGACUCCUUUACGCAGGUUGCGCAGGUUCAGCAGAAACUGAAUAACCUUCAGGUGGAAGAGAGGUCAGUCACUGCCCAGCUUAGCUGGAAAAGAGCCCUGGAGGACAGCUCUCCCGUCAUGGUCAACGGAUCCACCGGGUUCACUACAAAGCUGUGCCAGGCGGAUCCCUUCCAGCAGAACCUCUUCCAGGAGGACCAGCCUAAAGAGCUGAAAGAGGAGGAUCAAUUGGCUGUCUGCAAUCGGCAGAAAGAACAGUCUGAUCAAAAAGAGAAGGAAGACGUGAAGGAGAGAGAUGAUGAUGAUGAUGAUGAUGAUGAAGAUGAAGAAGAAGACGAGGACGAGAGUUCAAAGACUUUAGAGGAGAAGUUGAAAUAUGACCCCUUGGAUGAUCUCUAUACUAGUCUGGCCUUCCCUGAGGUGUACAAUAAUCGGUCGAACCUCGCCAAGCCGCAGGAGAACACGGCGAGGGAAGACCGUAGCCUUACACCCGAUGUCUCCCCGGAGCUCAUGAAUGAUGCAGAGGAAUUGCCUAAAGAGAUCUCACUAAAGGUUGCAUCGCUGGUGCCAGAGAGCCAACCAGAGCCGGCAGGGUCCCCGGAACCCCCCUCCAGCUCGUUACCACCUCAGGUUGGCGCUCGCUCUAUGCCGCCUCAGACCAGCCCCCCCUCUCUGCCUGACAUGGACUUCUUCCAUUCGGACCCCUUUACUGACCACGAUCCGUUCAAAGAUGAUCCAUUUGGGAAAGCGGAUGUUGCAGAUCCGUUUGGUGGAGAUCCGUUCAAAGGCUCUGACCCCUUCGCCGCAGACUCUUUCUUCCAGGCCCCCGGCGCCCCCUUUGCCUCGGCCGACCCCUUUACUGCCAGCUCGGCAGAUCCGUUUGGCCCCACUGCUGGUGUCCCCGAGCCGGACCUGUUUGCAACGAAGCCCAGUGGCGUAGCAGCUGCACCAACAGCCGGUCCAGAUACCUUCACCUCCAAACCCAUCGAUCCACCUUCAGCUCCCAGGGAUCCAUUCAGCUCCACGGGAAACACCAUGGCCACCUCGGAUCCGUUUGGUUCUCAGGACGGAGGAGCGGAUCCCUUCAGCGGCUCUCUGCCCUCCUCUGAUCUGGCUGUGAAGGACACUGCAGCAUCCAAUGACCCGUUUGCUCCGGGUGGUACGACAGUGAACGCCAGCUCUGAUCCAGAUCCGUUUGCGGCUGUGUUCGGUAACGAAUCUUUUGGAGGCUUUGCCGAUUUCAGUGCGCUGACGAAGUCAACUGGGGCCGACCAGUUCGCCGUCAACAAUAAGAACCUGUUUCAGGAAGACAGCCAGUCUGCCGGCCCUGACGUGCCCCCAGCCCUGCCCCCAAAAACGGGCACGCCAACCAGACCACCCCCUCCACCUCCAGGAAAAAGGACGUCCGUCUCCCGGACGGAGUCCUCUGAGUCCUUCCAGCGACGCGGGCCCUUCCUCCAGCAGCCCUCGGGAGACUUCUCUUCCUCCCUGCCCGCUAAGGAUCCUCUAGCUGACCCCUUCGCCCCUUCCUCCCCUCGUCACAGCGCACGGGAAGCUGACCGAUUUGCCAGCUUUGACAAACAGUAUCCAACAGAGGACGACAUGAUUGAGUGGGCGAAGCGCGAGAGCGAGCGGGAGGAGAAGGAGCGACUGGCCCGGCUCACCCAGCAGGAACAAGAGGACCUGGAGCUGGCAAUCGCUCUCAGCCAGUCUGAACUCUCCUGAGGACACCCCCCCUCCCCUCAUCCACUGACCUGGCUUGGCACGGCACAGCUCGGCCCGGCCCAGAAAGCACCAAAGCAAAGUGGGGACUGUACAGGACUGAUUCCACACCACCCGCUGACCCCCCCCUCCCCCCUCCCCAUGGAGAGACUCUCUUCGAACAAACCCAUCUUCUUCGCUCUCCCCAGACUGUGUUCCCCUUCCACUGGCAACGCAGCAUUGAUUUUGUUUUCAUCCCGUCGGAGGAGGGGAGGACCCGGAUGGGAGUGUUGAAAGAUGAAACGCAGCGACCGUGAAGCUAGAGGUCGCUGCGUUGAUUUCAACGUGUCACCUUAAAUCGGCAGAAUGUAAUUUAUUUAAUGCGCUCAAAACUUGAUUGAAAUGGCCUUGUCAAAAGUCCUGUCUUUAUUCCACUAACAGUUCUCACUACGCUUUCUGAAAACUCUGCUCACUCUACCCUCUGAAGUUAAAGUGAGAAUUUUGUGUGAUUUCUUUCAUUAGAAAUAGUCUUGCUCAUUUUAUUGAGCACAAAAAAGUCACCCUAAUUUUUUUUUUCUUCUGUAAGAAUGGAGGCUGAUAGUAAAAGUGUGUUUUUCAAGGUUGAGGUUUAGGUCUGUGUCUCAGAAUAGGUAUAAAGCUCCGUAUGAUGGCAGGAGGCCUUUGAGAUUAUCUUUAAAACUAUAACCGUAUUGGGACAUGGUGACGACACUUGUACUUGUUUAACUGGAAGUCACCAGUCCUGAAAUGUGCAUGUGCAGAUUUAUACAUUUUACAAAACCCUCAAAUACUUCCACAUUCAGCUUCCAAAUACUUUAAUUUCUUUUACAUUUCAUUAAUGUGCCGCUCUGCCCAGGAUCUCUGUCAAUUCAUUUUUGUUCUUCAUGCUAAAAGGAAUGAAACCGCAACUAUCUCAUGUAAUGAUUGCAUAUUAGUUGGCAUUACGUUUCAGGGUACACUAAGAGGGAUUUCACAAAAACUCCAAAUACUUAACAUCUGUUGAUUAGUAUGACACAUUUUUAAUGUCCAUUAAUGACACUAGCAGGCAAAUGAUAGCAACUGGGUUGUCUUAGAGGAACCGAUGUGUGGAACGUGCUCUGUAGUCGUACAUUAAACGAAUAGCAUUAAUAGCUUUGUUAAUCCUCACCGAUCAAGGCUUCAGCACUUUGUAAUGAAAGAUGUGAAUUGAAAAAGAUCAACUUCCUCAAAUACUCCAUUUCACAUUUUCACACCGGGUUACAUAUUGAAGUGAGCUGCUGCUUUUAUUGUUUAUGUGACUCUUAUAUUACUCCAUUACCAGAUGCUUCCUCUCAGAGAGACUGACUGCAAUAAACAAAGUCAGUAAAAGUAGAAGAGCAUCCCUGUGCUCUUCCCCCUUCUUUGCUGUGACAAUUUGGGGUUUUCUCCCCAGAAAAUGAGUUGCUCCACACAGGGUGCUAAAACUACAGAUGGGGGGGGGGGGCUUUUGUUUUAAACUUUUUCUUUGCUGACUUCUAACCAAAAUUCUCCCUGCUUCGUUUUGUUCUUGUUUGGCUUUGAGAAAAAAUUGAGCAUCCUCAUAGUUUCCUCUUGUGUUGAACUAGUUUACUGCUCGUGGUUAAAGCUGCACUUCCUUCUCAAAGUUCACGUUGAUUGUAAACUCGAGAGAACAGCAGUCGUCCUUCAUUCAUUCUACAGUUUAUUUCCACAAACUUCUUCUGCAAAUCAAGAACCACUUGUUUCCAGGAUUACCCUCAAAGGCUUUUUAACACUCAAGCUAAUUUGUAUUUUUUAUUUUCUAACAUGUAGCGAAAAAUAAAUCAUUAUUUAGGAGAAUA